AUGCUUGAUCUCCGCCUGGCCGGCCUGGACCUGUGUGGCUGUGUCUUCGCUCCCCAGGGCAGCUCUGGUUCUCUGCCCACACCUACUGAUCCUGCACGCUUGCUGUCUCCUGCCGCCCCACUCAGCUCCAUCCACACCUCCCGGAGUGCCAGGGAGACCCCUAAGCAGCAGGCAUGGCCCUGGCAUCAGUGCAGGAGCCCCAGGUCCCCUGGGGAGGUGGAGGGGUGCGUAGCAAGCGGGAAGGAUCCUGCAGAGUUCAGGGACACCGGAGCACUGGUCCAGGUCCUGGUGGUCAACCUGGGACCUCGACGCAUCGCUCAAGACCUGCGGCUGCUACUUCUGCAGCACCUGUUGUUAGGCAAAACCGACCAGGCCCCGCCGGUCGUGGAGUAUCCAGUGUGCCUGGUGUGUUUCCGGCUCCGCAGCCCCUCGUGUCCCAGUUCCAAGUACAAGACUGUCCCCCACCUGCUUGCUUUCCCCCAACUACUGCCCUGCGCCCAGGGCCGGGAAUCCGGACCGCUCCGCCUCGGCAUCGGCUUUGGCCUCCGCCUGCCUCAAGGCCAGGCCAAGGCUUUGCAUCUGCUGCCAAAAAGAAGACAGGAGAAAGCAAGACGUCAGCAGGAGGUCGCACAGGGCCCUGGAUACCAAACGCAGGAGUGCCCGUUGCCUUCCAGAUCUCCAACCCCAUCGGACUGGGCCUGGGCAAGUUCGGCCUCAGGCAUGUCUUCGAAGAUGGGGAACCUCAGAGCUGCAGGCUCUCUGCCCCCAAACUUCACCCAACGAUCAGGGUCUCCACCCCAGGCCCCAAAGCUGCACAAGGCCUCCAGGAAGCCCAGUUCCAGAGACACGGAGGCUUCCUGGAGCACCUCCUCCAAACCCCUCCGUGCCUGCCAGGCCCCAGAUCUCGGGGAGUCCCAGAGACACUAG
Molecule: messenger RNA, 927 nt
Organism: Suncus etruscus (white-toothed pygmy shrew)
Lineage: Eukaryota; Metazoa; Chordata; Mammalia; Eulipotyphla; Soricidae
Gene: PRR30
Product: proline rich 30
Exons: 3
Coding region: 1-927 (308 amino acids)
Source: RefSeq, a predicted model, not a curated record